Cylas formicarius (sweet potato weevil) is the source of this 2028-nucleotide messenger RNA. RefSeq lists its product as uncharacterized. The transcript is spliced from 5 exons. Lineage: Eukaryota; Metazoa; Arthropoda; Insecta; Coleoptera; Brentidae. Bases 148 to 777 code for a protein of 209 amino acids. The record is from RefSeq and is a predicted model, not a curated record.
ACAAAAUCGGGCAAAAAAAACGUUUAUAAGAACCAAUCCGCCGCCCGCUAGAUACAGAAUUAUCUUGCCGGUUGAUAAUAUCGCAUUCGAGGGCGCUUUUUCGUUCAUUUUGGUGUGUCCGACUUUUCGGUCUAAACCGGAAGAAAAAUGUGCAAAAUCGCAGUCUGCGUUGUUGCCGCGUUGCUGGCGUGCGGCGUUGCCGCCGCCCCGGCCAUCAAGGACGAGCUGAUGACCGAACUCGGCGAUGACACCGCCACGGUGGAAUCGACGGUCAGGGAGGCCCGGGCUGCCCCCAGCCAUAUCGGGGAUCUGCUCAAACCAGGUGUCAAGGACGCCUACAUCUACGUGUACGGGAAUUCCGGGGAUGACGAGGGAGAUCUCCACGGAUACUCGAAAAAAAUGGACGACAAAGGACAGGACGGAUACAAACACUACGACAGCUACCAUAAAAAAGACGGAGACAAGUACGGAUACGAAAAACACUCCGAGUACGGCCAAGGGAAUAAGGCGAAAGCGGAAGCCGAAGAUGACAGUGGGGAGAAAGAAGAGAAAGAAUCAGACGACGACGGCGAAGAGACCAGAGCUCACCACGUCACCGAAGAACUCCACAAGGACGACAAAAAGAAGAAGAACGUAGAAAGUUACGGAUUCGAUGACGAAGGAGCGGGAUACUACGGUUCAUCGGAGGCCGACGGUGAUGCCGAAGAGGAAGGUGAUGGCGGAAGUUACGAAUACGAAGAAGCCGAGGAAUCGGAAGAAGCCGAGGAUGACUACUGAGGAUUCAAAUUGGACGUUCAUGCAAUUCCAGCCUGUUCCGUCUCUUCGUUUUCUUCUUUCUAAUUAACACUUUUCUAUUAUUAUUAGUUUGUUUUUUUUUUCUGUUACGUUGUUGUAUUUUGUUUUUAGUUUUAGUUACGUUUGAAACGUUUGGCUGUUUCUUGUUUUGUUGUGUUGUUUCGUAUUUCGUUUUUUUUACUUAUUUAUCAUAAUGUGUAACUUCCGUCAGGCUUAAUAUAAGGUUAUGUUAGCGUUGCUUUACUCGUGUUUCUUGCUACUAUUGGUUAAGAGGCAAUUAUAAAAUAUUCAUCAGUAGUUUACUUAUUUUUCUGUUCUGCAAAGCAUGUAAAUUAAAUUUUUAUUUUACAAUACCUUAUUAUGCAACAAGUUCGAUAAACGCCACUUUAGUCACUAAGGGAGAAGCGAACGAAGAGAACUUGUUAAUUAAUUUUUCUACCACCAUUAGUUUUUGGGUACAUUCUUGCAAAACAUCUAUGAGAUGACCGUCAGAACCGACAAUCAUUGGUUUACUAACAAUACAGACCAAUCAUGCAAUAUACCAUAUAUGAAUAUGAAGAUUUAACAACUUUACCCUCUGGUGGUACACGCAGAGGACGAAGAAAAGGGAAGAACGACUCAUUUCACCUUUGAAAAUUGCUUUUAAUAAAUUCAACAACUGUAACACGAUAGUUUUCUCACACCUCUUGCUAACUGGCAAGUAGCAGAACGAUGUGGUAUCGUUCACAGCCAGAUAUAACAACAUUCAUACCAAAUACAACCUUUUAAGAUUCAGCCUCCAAAGGAAAAGUUUAUAGAAAUAGGGAGGAGCAUGGAAUAUUAUUAUUAACAACUGCAAUAGUGAAUAGUGAAUAUUUUCUGUUAUUUCUUUCUAAUUGUCCAGUAGCACAAAGAUGUGGUGUCGUUCACAGUGAUAUAUAACACCAAUGAUUCCAAAUACAACCUUUUAAAAGGGAAGGAGAAGGAUAUGAAGACCCACCAGCCACUAACUAUAGCAACACUCAUAGCGAAAUACGACACCAAUACAAAUGUUUAUGAAAUUCGUCCUUCAAGGAAGAAGAAAGAUAUCAAGAUUCGACAACAUAGAAGUAAUGACAGCCCUUAAACAGGUCUUUGUAGGUUCAUAAGAAGAAGAAAGAAGGAAAUAUGUUAUAAUAUAUUUCUUAAAAACUGGAACAUAAUAGUAAAUAUUUUCUAUGACAACUCUGUCCAGUAGCGGAACUGUCUAGUAUA